ACGAAUAGUUCUUUUUCUUUUGAUUUUCUCUGAUUUGAUUUGGUGACUGGGACUCUCUCUCCCCCGACGAGUACAAAAAAUCACCACUGCGAUAGAUUUGGCGCUGUAUACCCAUGAUGUCAUUGUCAUAUUCCUUUAAUUGACCGUUGUCCCUGUACACAGACCAAGAUCAUGGAAAUGGAUUGUCAUAACAGCCAGUCUUAUCAAUCUCAUCGAAUCACAUCGAGGACCGUUUAUUUACAGUCUGAUAUAGUAACCUUAUGGACAUUAGUAAAUGGUAUGUUGUGUUGUAGUUAUGGGUUGUUGUCCCUGUUGCAUGUCAUGAAAAUGUGGAACACGAUCUACGCCCUCCCCCCACACACAUGAUAUACUAUAUUAGUUGUUCUGGAAACAGUGGGGAAAGCCCCGUCAUCUCUACAGUCCACAGUACUAUGUAUACUUACUAGAUACCUACCUAUGUACGUUCAGUUACCAGAUCAGGUAAUCAAUGUAUCAAUUCCUAGAAUGAUG
Aspergillus heteromorphus CBS 117.55 is the source of this 510-nucleotide messenger RNA. RefSeq lists its product as uncharacterized. The transcript has a single exon. Bases 172 to 366 code for a protein of 64 amino acids. The record is from RefSeq and is a predicted model, not a curated record. NCBI's taxonomy places the organism in Eukaryota, Fungi, Ascomycota, Eurotiomycetes, Eurotiales, Aspergillaceae.